Messenger RNA from Cyanidioschyzon merolae strain 10D, 1206 nucleotides. RefSeq names its product similar to folate transporter/carrier. Lineage: Eukaryota; Rhodophyta; Bangiophyceae; Cyanidiales; Cyanidiaceae. Bases 1 to 1206 code for a protein of 401 amino acids. Gene Ontology annotation, biological process: folate import into mitochondrion; nucleotide transport. The record is from RefSeq and is a predicted model, not a curated record. Gene Ontology annotation, molecular function: FAD transmembrane transporter activity; folic acid transmembrane transporter activity. The transcript has a single exon.
AUGACGGACGGUCUUCGGGGUCCACCUGAUCCUCUGCUCGAUUACCAGGCUGAGGCUGAACGCCUUGCACCGCCAGCACGCGUGAGGGGCAGCGUUGAGGCUCUUCAGGGGUAUGUGGCUCAAAGAGAACCAAGCGCACGCAUCACUGGCGCACCGAGCGGUUCCUCAGAGGACAAGGGCACGGGUGCAGGUGCGCAGCCCCGAGCUGGUGUGACUCGCGCUAUCGCGGGGCUGAGCGCUGGUUGCUUGAGCACUCUUGCCUUGCAUCCUUUUGACCUGAUAAAGACGCGCUAUCAGGCGACCGAUUUGCACGGAAAGCAAGGUGCUUUUUCGUAUCGAACUAUUACGAACGCGGUAGCAACAAUAGUGCGGGAGGAAGGUCUCCGAAAUGGCCUCUACAGAGGUGCCCUUCCCGCCGUUGUAGGUUCCUCGCUUUCCUGGGGAAUCUAUUUUGAAAGCUACCAACGAGCGAAAAUGCUAGUAGCUCUUCUGGGACAACGUGUUAAAAGUGAGUACUUGUCCCAAAGAGGCAGCAUCAACCAUCUUAUAUCCGGCACAAUUGCCGGCAUCAUAACCGUACUCUUGACGAAUCCCAUAUGGCUCUUGAAAACACGUAUGCAGCUGGAGAGGGGCUCGAAAGACAACUUCAAAGGUGCUCAGUUAUCUCAAAACCAGGGGGGUGUAUUCUCGACGAUGCAAUCUGUCUGGAGAGAUGAAGGACUCAGGGGCUUCUAUCGCGGCAUUGGGCCCUCGAUGUUUCUUGUGACGCACGGUGCAAUCCAGUUCGCUGUGUACGAGAAAAUCCGAUUGUCUCUGCUUCGAAGGCGCUUCAUGGCAAAGCUGAGCCGUUCGGAAGAACUUGAGAACGAGCUGGAACGAUCUUUGGAUUCUAUUUCACUUCGGAACUCAGCAGGACAAGCAGAACGGCUGAGCGUCAUUGAAAGUCUGAUUGCAGCUACCGCUUCCAAAGUUAUAGCCUCGCUUGUCACGUACCCAUUGCAGGUUGCUCGCACACGCAUGCAGCAGCGCGGCGCAGAUCCGGUCGCGUACGGGAGUAUGAUUCGUGCGUUGCGUACAAUCUACAUGCGAAAUAGCUUCCGGGGGCUUUACAGAGGCAUUGUCGCGAAUCUUCUUCGUGUGGCACCUUCAUCGGCGAUUACAUUCAUGUGUUAUGAGCAGAUUUCGCAACUUCUUGAUAGGCUCUGA